AUGCCUCCACGACCAUCAUCAGGUGAACUGUGGGGCAUCCACUUGAUGCCCCCAAGAAUCCUAGUAGAAUGUUUAUUACCAAAUGGAAUGAUCGUGACUUUAGAAUGCCUCCGUGAGGCUACAUUAAUAACCAUAAAGCAUGAACUAUUUAAGGAAGCAAGAAAAUACCCUCUCCAUCAACUUCUUCAAGAUGAAUCUUCUUACAUUUUCGUAAGUGUUACCCAAGAAGCAGAAAGGGAGGAAUUUUUUGAUGAAACAAGACGACUUUGUGACCUUCGCCUUUUUCAACCCUUUUUAAAAGUAAUUGAACCAGUAGGCAACCGUGAGGAAAAGAUCCUCAAUCGAGAAAUUGGUUUUGUUAUCGGCAUGCCAGUGUGUGAAUUUGAUAUGGUUAAAGAUCCAGAAGUGCAGGACUUCCGAAGAAAUAUUCUGAAUGUUUGUAAAGAAGCUGUGGAUCUUAGGGAUCUCAAUUCACCUCAUAGUAGAGCAAUGUAUGUCUAUCCUCCAAAUGUAGAAUCUUCACCAGAACUGCCAAAGCACAUAUACAAUAAAUUAGAUAAAGGACAAAUAAUUGUGGUGAUUUGGGUAAUAGUUUCUCCAAAUAAUGACAAGCAGAAAUAUACUUUGAAAAUCAACCAUGACUGUGUGCCAGAACAAGUAAUUGCUGAAGCAAUCAGGAAGAAAACUCGAAGUAUGUUGCUAUCCUCUGAACAACUAAAACUCUGUGUUUUAGAAUAUCAGGGCAAGUAUAUUUUAAAAGUAUGUGGAUGUGAUGAAUACUUCCUAGAAAAAUAUCCCCUGAGUCAGUAUAAGUAUAUAAGAAGCUGUAUAAUGCUUGGGAGGAUGCCCAAUUUGAUGCUGAUGGCUAAAGAAAGCCUUUACUCUCAACUACCAAUGGACUGUUUUACAAUGCCAUCCUAUUCCAGACGCAUCUCUACAGCUACACCAUAUAUGAAUGGAGAAACAUCUACAAAAUCCCUUUGGGUUAUAAAUAGUGCACUCAGAAUAAAAAUUCUUUGUGCAACUUAUGUAAAUGUAAAUAUUCGAGACAUUGAUAAGAUCUAUGUUCGAACAGGUAUCUGCCACGGAGGAGAACCCUUAUGUGACAAUGUGAACACUCAAAGAGUACCUUGUUCCAAUCCUAGGUGGAAUGAAUGGCUGAAUUAUGAUAUGUACAUUCCUGAUCUUCCUCGUGCUGCUCGACUUUGCCUUUCCAUUUGCUCUGUUAAAGGCCGAAAGGGUGCUAAAGAGGAGCACUGUCCAUUGGCCUGGGGAAAUAUAAACUUGUUUGAUUAUACAGACACCCUAGUAUCUGGAAAAAUGGCUUUGAAUCUUUGGCCAGUACCUCAUGGAUUAGAAGACUUGCUAAACCCUAUUGGUGUUACCGGGUCAAAUCCAAACAAAGAAACUCCAUGCCUAGAGUUGGAGUUUGAUUGGUUCAGCAGUGUGGUAAAGUUUCCAGAUAUGUCAGUGAUUGAAGAGCAUGCAAAUUGGUCUGUAUCCCGAGAAGCAGGAUUUAGUUAUUCACAUGCAGGACUGAGUAACAGACUAGCUAGAGACAAUGAAUUAAGAGAAAAUGACAAAGAACAGCUCCGAGCAAUUUGUACACGAGACCCUCUGUCUGAAAUCACUGAGCAAGAGAAAGAUUUUCUGUGGAGCCACAGACACUAUUGUGUAACUAUCCCUGAAAUUCUACCUAAAUUGCUUCUGUCCGUUAAAUGGAAUUCUAGAGAUGAAGUAGCUCAGAUGUACUGCUUAGUAAAAGAUUGGCCCCCAAUCAAACCUGAGCAGGCAAUGGAGCUUCUGGACUGUAAUUACCCAGAUCCUAUGGUUCGAGGUUUUGCUGUUCGAUGCUUGGAAAAAUAUUUGACAGAUGACAAGCUUUCUCAGUACCUAAUUCAGCUAGUACAGGUCCUAAAAUAUGAACAAUAUUUGGAUAAUCUGCUUGUGAGAUUUUUACUCAAGAAAGCACUAACAAAUCAAAGGAUUGGACACUUUUUCUUUUGGCAUUUAAAAUCUGAGAUGCAUAAUAAAACAGUUAGUCAAAGAUUCGGUCUGCUUUUGGAAUCCUAUUGUCGUGCCUGUGGGAUGUAUCUGAAGCACCUGAAUAGGCAAGUUGAAGCUAUGGAAAAGCUCAUUAACUUAACUGACAUUCUCAAGCAGGAAAAGAAGGAUGAGACACAAAAGGUACAGAUGAAGUUUUUAGUUGAGCAGAUGAGGCAACCAGAUUUCAUGGAUGCUCUACAGGGCUUUCUAUCUCCUCUAAACCCUGCUCAUCAACUAGGAAAUCUCAGGCUUGAAGAGUGUCGAAUUAUGUCUUCUGCAAAAAGGCCACUGUGGUUGAAUUGGGAGAACCCAGACAUCAUGUCAGAGUUACUGUUUCAGAACAAUGAGAUCAUCUUUAAAAAUGGGGAUGAUUUACGCCAAGAUAUGCUAACGCUUCAAAUUAUUCGCAUUAUGGAAAAUAUCUGGCAAAAUCAAGGUCUUGAUCUUCGAAUGCUGCCUUACGGUUGUCUCUCAAUUGGUGACUGCGUGGGACUUAUUGAGGUGGUGAGAAAUUCUCACACUAUCAUGCAGAUUCAGUGCAAAGGGGGCCUGAAAGGUGCACUGCAGUUCAAUAGCCACACACUGCAUCAGUGGCUCAAAGACAAGAACAAAGGAGAAAUAUAUGAUGCAGCCAUUGACCUCUUUACACGUUCAUGUGCUGGAUAUUGCGUGGCUACCUUCAUUUUGGGAAUUGGAGACCGUCACAAUAGUAACAUCAUGGUUAAAGAUGAUGGACAACUAUUUCAUAUAGAUUUUGGACACUUUUUGGAUCACAAGAAGAAAAAAUUUGGUUAUAAACGAGAACGUGUCCCAUUUGUUUUGACACAAGAUUUCUUAAUAGUGAUAAGUAAAGGGGCCCAAGAAUGUACAAAGACGAGAGAAUUUGAAAGGUUUCAGGAGAUGUGUUACAAGGCAUAUCUAGCUAUUCGGCAGCAUGCCAAUCUCUUCAUAAACCUUUUCUCAAUGAUGCUUGGCUCUGGAAUGCCAGAACUACAAUCUUUUGAUGACAUUGCAUAUAUUCGAAAGACCCUAGCCUUAGAUAAAACUGAGCAAGAGGCUUUGGAAUAUUUCAUGAAACAAAUGAAUGAUGCACAUCAUGGAGGCUGGACAACAAAAAUGGAUUGGAUCUUCCACACAAUUAAGCAGCAUGCAUUGAACUGAAAUGAGAAGUGAGAAACUGAAAGCUCAAUAUCUGGAUUCUUCACUGCACUGUUAAUAACUGACAGCAGGCAAAGACUGAUUGCAUAGGAAUUGCACAAUCCACGAGCAGCAUUAGAACUUACAGCAAGAAACAGAAAUAAAAUACUACAUAAUUUAAAUAAUGUAAACGCAAACAGGGUUUGACAGCACUAAACUAGUUCAUUUCAAAGUUAAGCUUUAGAAUAAUGCGCAAUUUCAUGUUAUGCCUUAAGUCCAAAAAAAGGUAAACUUUGAAGAUUGUUUGUAUCUUUUUUUAAAAAACAAAACAAAACAAAAACCCCCAAAACAUAUAGAAAUGAUGGAAAAGAAAACAGAAUGAUGUUCUGUAUGUCCUGCAAAUGUUCUGUUUUGAAAUGUGGAUACAACGAGGCUGUUACUGCAUUAGGUCCAAGUAAACUGGAGUUUAUGUUAAAUUACAUAAGAUUGGAAAAGAAUGAAAACUUUUUAUUUUCCCAUUGCUGUUCAAUUUAUAGUUUGAAGUGGGUUUUUUGACUCCUUGUUUAAUGAAGAAAAAUGCUUGGGGUGGAAGGGACUCUUGAGAUUUCACCAGAGACUUUUUCUUUUUAAUAAAUCAAAUCUUUUGAUUAUUUGAAAGGUCUUAUCUGCAGAUUUUAGAAGGAGUCACAAAUGAGACCUGUUAUAACAUGGUGUUUUGUUGGAUUUUUUUUGUUGUUGGUUUGUUGCUAUUAUUGUUUUCUGACAGUAUUGACAAGAUCUGACUCUUAUUUCCUAGGGAAAUUCUGGGCUCCCACAAACUAAAAUAAUCAUCUUAGAAAAAAGAAUGAGCAGGAAUAGUUCUUGUUCCAGAAUUGUACAGUAUUCACCAUAAGUUGAUUUUUUUCUCCUUUUGCAUUUGAAUUGAAUACAUUUUUUCAUGCAUGUUUUCCAGAAAAUAGGAGUGUUAAUGUUAUUAAAAAGAUUAUUUUUUUUAUUAAAAGCUAUUUAUAUUAUAGAAACUAUCAUUAAUAUAUAUUCUUUAUUUACAUAAUCUGUCCCAUAGUCAUGCAUUGUUUUGCACCCCAAAUUUUUUAUUGUUUGUAGCAGCAUGAUUCGCUUUCCUCUUGGUCUAGAGAUGAGGCUCAAGCACUAUCCCAUUUACUCCAGUACGCAGUGUAUAACUACUUAAGGAAAGCAGAUUGAACUUCAUCCUCUUUCCUUUCCUUUCUAUUUUCACAUGAUGCCCUCAUCUUCCAUCCUUUUUUAGUUGGAAUGACUCAAUCAUGUGAAAUUAGUUACCAAAUUAACACAGUUUAGACUAUCAUCCUGACUGCUUAAACCCCUCUACUGAGAUCUGCUCAUGAAUAGUACUUUAUAAUAUUAGGGAAUAGAAACCGUGAAGUUUUUACUUUUCAAAGCUAUUUAUCCAUAUUUCAAAUUAAAAGUAGGACAUGAAAUCAAUUGCAGAUGAUAUCCCAUUUCCUAAGUGGUCAGGUCUCAUUCCAACUUCAUUAAAUCCCAUUUGAGCACAGAACACAUUCUCAAACAUUUUGAAAAAUAUUCUUCCAAAAUGUAGGAACUAAUGCUAGUCAUCAUUCUAGGAUCUGAUAUUUUAUUCAGUUUUUUAAAUGAAUGACUAAUGUUCUAGGAAAUAGUUUUAGCAAAUUCCCAGGUGCCACACCAAAACAAAAAAAGUGCAAUAAUUUACUGACAGUUUCUAGAUUAGGCAUAUUAUUGGAGAACAACUUUAUAAAGAGUGCACAUUGUAUAAUCUAGUAAAACAGCAUCACUUUAAAAUAUUCAUCUACAAAAUCAGAUACCUAUAGAAGUCUUAAAUAGUGAACAAGGGACUCUAAUGCAAAUACUCUUAAUAUCUGGCUAUUUUAGAACCCUUAAAGGGCAUAAUUAACGAAGAUUUAGGUACUUCACUAAAGCAUGUAUAUAAUGCCAACAUGAAAAAUAAAUUUGAAGAUUAGGGGAACUUAUUUCUGUAAAUUGUCUGAAAUAUUUAUGCAGAAUUUAAUCUGUUUUAAGUUGGAAAGCAGAUAGAUUCUGCAAAUAGAGAUUUCAUUAUUUAAACAACAUUUUGUGUUAUAUAGAUAUAUGCAGUUGAUACAUACUAACAUCGCAGCCUUUUCUGUAUCAGGGAUUGAUUAUAAGAAAACUCAGUGAAAUGGUACAAAUCCAAAACUUUGAUGGGGAAAACUGAAGAAGUAACAGAGAACUGUGUUUUACUCAAGUGCCAAGAAAGCCUUGAGCCUCCUUGCACAAAAUCUGUUCAAUUUUUGCAUUUUUUUUUUCACAUUAAUGCAGGUAGUUGCCCACUUCCUAUUUCCCAAGACCUCUUUGCCAUUAAAACACACAAGCCACAUAGCUUAUUUCAUUACAUACAUUUAUUUUUAAGUUAUUACAACCAAAUUAAUUCAAUUUGAAGAAGUAUAGAUAAAUUCUGUAAAGAAUAUAGAUUAAGUGAUCUAGGAAACAAAGGAGGACAGUUAAUGUUCAGAAAGGCAAAGGCCAAAAGUGGAAUGGAAAGCUACACAGGGUGACAGAUCUGUUUCAGGUCUGUGAUGAUACAGCCGCUUCCAGGUACUUGAGUAUCAGGGGUCAGUGCCACAGCUGACCAUGUUUGUCAUCAACCAUGAUGUAAUUGACUGUUGGCUCCACAGUCUCAUUACUUGAGAAAUACUCCUUCAGUAAUUAGUUUGGAGGGAAAAAUCACAUCUAAAGAAAAAAGCCUAGCUUUAAAUACAGUGUAACAAGAAAUAGUCAACUGUUUAAAAAUCACACUUUUUAACAUAUGCUCAGCUAUAUGAAAACAUUUAUUUUGAGUAUUUUUAGACUGCUGUUAAUUUAAAAUCUAUUCAUAUUGUGGAAUUUGGGUUUUUUUUAAAAAAAGAUGUUUCUAAUUGGAUUUUUUAAAAGAAGAAAAAUUGGGCUGCUAUUUUAUGAUAGAACCUCAGCUUUUUCUGGUUUUUAGUGUCCUCUGUAAAACUUACUAUCAGUAAUUAACUUUGAGGUUUUCCCUUUAUUCUACUUUAUAUUACAAUCCCAUUAGGAAAUGGGAAACUGGUGAAUAUAUAAUGAAUUGUAAAAUAUUUUAAUGUGUAACUUUCAACUGUGAAACUAUGACUUUGGUAUUUUGAUGAAAACAGCUGCUGAUAAAGUAUUUUGUAUAAAGUGUAGUUCUUAUUAAUCAGGAAAUGAUGGUUUGAUUAGAUUGUGUAUACCCUUGGAUUUUAUUUUAAAUGGAUUAAUUUUCACAUAGGUAAAACACAGUCCAUCUGUGUUCUUUUUCCAUCAAAAACUGACUGAUUUGGCAUUAUUUUUUAAAAUUGUGAAAAGGCUAUCUCAAAGGCAUGAUGGAAAUUUCAUAGCACAUAAACUUGGAUUUGUUUCUUUACAGAAUGAUUUUGUAGAUCCAUUAACUCAUAUUUUGAUCAAUAUCCCAUGCUUGCCAACUCUUUUGAAAUUUAAUUUCUAGCAGUAUAUUCAAGCUACUAUGUUAACCUUUUCUGGACAUCAUAAGUUCCUUUUCUGUGCCUACACAAACUAUAGUCCUGGGCUGGACCCACACACUUGAAGUCCACCUUUAAAAAUUAUCUUGAUGUCCAAGGGAUCACUAAAAUAAUUAAGUUUAAAAACAAUAUAUAGUGUUAAUAGAUGGUGGUGCUUCUAUUUAAAGUCAACUUUCAUACUUCACGUGUUUUGAGAUUAAGGGAGUGUGAAGGGAGGGCACAGAACAGGGAGGAGUUGUUUGACUGAACCUGCAUUCUUUAUAUCCAUCCUCAGAUGGUGGCAUGUCUAAGAGAAAGCUGGAAGUUGUGAAAAUAUAUUAUGCAUACCAUGAAGGAAUUAACUCUUCAUCGAGGAUAGGUUGUGAAGGCUGAACUAUAUAAUUCAGUACUGACACACCUUCAAAUAAUAAUUCUUGGUGAAAGGAUAGUACAGCUGGGCUGUUUUUAAAAGUACAAACAGAACCAUUUUAAUGAAUACAUUAAAAUUGUACAUAUAUCUUAUGUGUCAUGGCCUGGGAAGAUGGUUUUCUUUUGUCAUGAAAAUUAUUUCUACUCUCUAAAAAGACUAUUAGGAUUAACUCAAGAUAAAUGUGGUCCCAAUAUAAUUGAAUUGGUAGCUGUACCUCAGAAAGUUAGGAGAGAAAAAAUAGAUGAGUUACACUUCAAUACUUCAGGCUCUUAACGUUACAGAAAUUUUUCCGAGCACUGUAUUUUGGAUUUGCAAAGUCAGAGUUGGCAUGUCUUAUUUUUAAUGGUGCUGGAGACAUUAAUAAAAAUUUUUGGCUAAAAUUUAAUCAUUGCUACAGCCCUUUGGAAAAGGCUGUAGUGUAGUGUGAGGACAUUCAUGGUAUUAGGUUCUCAAAUUUGGCAUUUAAAAUCCAUUUUGUUCUCUUCCUCUACUAUUUUGUGUGUUUCUGCACACAUCUCUAUUUGUGCACACAUUGCAAGCUCCAGUCAAGAGGAAUUUUUUAUAAAAUGCGUAAACAAAUACUAAGGUUCUAAAAUUCAGAAGAGUUUAGAAUUUAUUAGGAAUCUCCCAAGUUGGAAUGUUAAGUCUUCAAAUAUACUUAUUUAUUUCAUCCAAAUAUUCCACUUGAUUAAGGUUUUGCACUUCCUUUUCAUUAGUGGAGCACCAUUCCUCUUCCUUAGUUUUAGGUGUGUUAAUAGUCUAGCCACACUAGUUAGCAGAAAGUGGCAGGUGUGAGACAUAGGGAUAUCUUCUGACUUGUAACUUUUACACAACUACAUAUAAGAGUUUUAGUGGGGAGGGGAAGUAAAACUAGUCCAGUGUAUGUAUGUAUAGUAUAGUUCAGUGUAACUGAAUUUUCCCUGCCAAGAGAAUCCAUUCUUCAUGUUGGUAAGUACAGAAAAAGGUUUUAAAUACAUUUUGUAAGCCAAGUAGAGUCUGUUAAUCUGCAACCUUGCUUAAUCUGUCACUUCAAUAAUUUUGUAGCAAAACCAUGUACAUUUUAAGGUAUUCUUAUUUUUAUUGAUCUUUCUAGGUUACCAAGGAAAUAAAAUCCCUUUGGUGUUUCACAUUAAAAUAUCUUUAAUACGA
Molecule: messenger RNA, 8259 nt
Organism: Heterocephalus glaber (naked mole-rat)
Lineage: Eukaryota; Metazoa; Chordata; Mammalia; Rodentia; Bathyergidae
Source: RefSeq, a predicted model, not a curated record